AGAGUGAACAGACGAUGAGCGGAUGCGCCUGUGCGCGCGCCCUAUAUUAAUCUGUUAAAGCGAGAUCACUGUCUUUUCAGCACCAUUCAGAAACAAACCUGCCGGAGUAGAAACAACCGUUUCAAACUAACGGAGCUCGUUCUCUAUAAAAACCUGCGCUGGACUGUGUUUUUGUUCAACUUCCUUUUAAGAUUUAAAGUGGAUUUUAUUUUUAACAUUUCUGUAAAGGUUACAGGUACAGUCUACGAAUUUUUAACUGAAACUAUUAAGAGGUAUUGUUAACUUCAAUUAGAUACUCUUGUGUCAGUUUCCAAUCAAAGAUGUAUACAAAUGCUCAAUUUAUCCAGUUGGCGAUAAAAGCAUGAGAAGUUUGUAAUUUCAACAAAUAUUUUAAACGUGUGUAAGUGUGUGAAAGGAGACUUUUCGCAAGAAACAACGACUUAGGGCUUACAGUCAGUCGAGUAUGCAUGCUUUAAUAGUUGGAGUUUUAUACCUUUUGGGUGGACGCACGGUUAGCGCAAAUGAUGCGACAGGUAGCCGCUUCGUCUGCUCUGCCAUUCCUCCGGGCGCAGAGCCUGGCUGUCCGCUGGGCUCCCCCGGAAACCGCAUCCAGAAUACCAGUCCCGUGGAGGACGAACUGAGAACCACCAUCAUCCAACUCCGUGAGACCAUUCUUCAGCAAAAGGAGACUAUCGUCAGCCAACAAGGGACCAUCAAGGAACUGAACUCUAAACUUGCCCGCUGCGAGGCGGCUGCCGAUGACUCGAGCAAGUCCCGGGGUCAAAGCUCCAGGCGGAAGGAAUACAGCAAAAACACCAUGGGUGACCUGCCACGAGACCCAGCGGAGACCAUAGACCAGCUAGGAAAGACCAUGCAGAGCCUGAAGGGGCGUCUGGAGAACCUGGAGCAGCAGCAGCGCUCUAACAUGUCAGGCAGCGGCGGCAGGGGCGGAGCCUCCUUCCCGGCAGAGCUGAGGGAGCUCCUGAGGAGCCGUCUGGGAGCGCUGGAGGGCCAGCUGCUGAAGAAGGUGGCCGAGCUGGAGGAGGAGAAGAGCCAGCUCUACAACGACACUGCGGCCCACCGCCAGCGCACAGAGAGCACCCUCAGCUCCCUGCUGGAGAGGAUCUCCGAGUUGGAGAGGAGUAACAACGCAUUUAAGUCGCCUGAGGACUUCAAGGUGUCCCUGCCACUGCGUACCAACUACCUGUACGGACGCAUCAAGAAGAGUCUGCCUGAGAUGUACGCCUUCACCGUGUGUAUGUGGCUGAAGUCCAGCGCCAGCCCGGGUAUAGGGACCCCUUUCUCCUACGGCGUCCCAGGACAGGCUAAUGAAAUCGUUCUGAUAGAGUGGGGGAUUAACCCCAUAGAGCUGCUGGUCAAUGACAAGGUGGCCCAGCUGCCCCUAUCAGUAAGCGAUGGACGUUGGCACCACAUCUGUAUCACCUGGACGACUCGGGAUGGCUUCUGGGAGGCCUAUCAGGAUGGCGAACGCCUGGGCACUGGAGACAACCUGGCCCCCUGGCACCCAAUUAAACCUGGAGGAGUCAUUAUCCUGGGCCAGGAGCAGGACAUUGUUGGCGGGCAUUUCGAUGCCACCCAGGCGUUUGUGGGCGAGCUGAGCCAGUUCAACAUGUGGGACCGGGUCCUACGGUCUGUGGACAUCAUGGGCAUGGCCAAUUGCUCCUCUUACAUGCCCGGCAACGUGGUGCCAUGGAUGGAUGCCAACGUGGAGGUGCUGGGAGGCGCCACGAAGGCCGCUCUGGAGAUUUGUGAAGACCGUGUGUUUGAUUCGUAAGACUUUCACACACGGCUGUUGCGUGUCUGGGAUCCUGACAGAAGUUGAACUAAGCUCUGGGCUGUUUUGAAAACUUCUUGACUGAAAUGAGGUUGCAGUGCAUGGGUAGAAGCACUGCUGUAGACUUUAUACUACAAACAUGGGUCGUCUCCUUGAUCUCCACAUUUAUCUUUUGUGACAAAAUUAAUCUGUUCUGAAGAGACUCACAUUGUAAAAUGGAGAUGAUUCUGCAGACAGAUUACCAACGGACUCUGAUUCUCAUACUGCCAUUAUGUUGAAUAUCAAUAUGCUGACUUGUCUGAAUAUACUGCCUUACCUUUAACAACCACAAACCCAUUGAGUAGGUGGGCAGUGACAACUCUGUUUUAUCAGUUGAAUGUGAGCUAAUAUUGACUAUAGACAUUUUUGUUACGCUGUUGAUCACCAUGGAUCUGAGCUGCAUGGCAGGUUCAAUGAAAUUAGUUCCAUAUCCGUGGCACACAGUAAAAGAGCAAAAACUGAACUUUGAUGAAAAAAGACCAGUGGAAGGUAAAACACUUCAGUUGUAGGCAUCAAAGCAUUGUGCAUGAGUGUGGGCUGUAGCCAGUUUUAGUGGACAGAAAAAUACCUGUGCAUGUUUUUGUGAGGGAAGAGAUUUAUGUUUGUUUUUUGUACACACAGGUUUGUGAGCGGGUGUGUGUGUGUGUAUAUAUUCACCCACGCAUCGGCCCACUCUCGCAUGUCAAAAGCCCAGAGAUUAGCAGUGGUAAGGACACACACGUUCUUGUAAAUCUGCUCUAAUACCUCUCUCUCUCUCCCUUGGCCCCUUGGGUUGCUGCCAUGCCAAGCAGCUUUGUGUGUGGGUUCUAACCAUGGCUCGCACAGGUUUAAAGUAAAGCAGGAAAGCUGCCCAGGCCUGGCAGGCUGUAAGAGCCCAGGAAAGGGACAGGCCAGGGAUCACCUUCCACAAAGAAUCCUUAAUCUGUAGGCUAAAUAUCUACAUGAACAAAUUAUUAAAGAGUAUGGUUUGGUUGACCGUAAAGUUAAUUAUAUGUUGGCAUCUGCUUAGGCCUAAGUAAUGCCCUGCAAUGUAAUUGAUAUGUUCACAAUGCAAAUUUGUGUCCUGAUGACAAAAGACCUGACGGUUUUACAAGGUCAUGUCACACCUUAUUUGAAUGUUGUUGCAACAGAUAAUCAUCUAUAUGCUUGGACCAGCACAAUGUAAGUUGUUUAAUUGCCAGAGACAGAAAAAAAUUAUACCACAGAUAUCAACUUCCACUUUAUCCUUGCAGAUCAAAACUAAUCACAUUAUGAAUACAUUUUACGCUUCUUCUAGUCUGCUUCUGGUCCUCAAUAUUGUGCUGACAAUUGACAAGAGUCCACUUAGCUUCAAUGUGCUCACAUUUCGUGUACAGUAUAGUUACAAUAAUACCAAAAUGCCUGUGAAUGAAUCCCCCAUUUGUUAUAGGAAAUUAGUGUGGCAAAAAGGGUGAGCAAACUGUUAUUAAUCUUAAAAGAAAAUAUCUUGGAUAUUUGGAAGCAAAGAAAGAAGUCUAUGAAGACUUCAACAGCCUGAUGUUCAUCAGUGAAGAACGCAGUAGAACACUGGACAGCAAUGGAAUGUUGUAAAGGGGUGCACGUUUAACGUUCUAAUUACGUUAUCUGUGAACAUGUACCACAUUUGAAUGUCUUUGUAUUUGUUCUGUGAAUGUAAUUGAAUAGCACAUUUUCCUGUAGUGAUAACCGAUGAGUACACAUUUGUUUAUACGCAUCCUUUUAGUUCACCAGCAAGAUACUAUUGUUUGUUAUAUUGCCUUUUUUGCCCACCAAAUGUGCUUUUGUUUUACCGAUCUAUCAAGCAUUUUGUUUGAAGAAAAUGUAUUUUAUUUUUUUGUAUUACAAGACGACUUAUGUAUGGGAAGAUAAAAAAAAUAUUAGAUUUAUUGUUGCUUUCAAGCCACCUUCCUAUAUAUAAAUGUUUCACAUUCUUAUGCAGUGUGGUUCAAUGUCCUUUUGCACCCAAUAAAAAUUUGAAAAUUAUCACAUGAACAUUACGUAAA
Messenger RNA from Osmerus eperlanus (European smelt), 3834 nucleotides. It is a transcript of the gene nptx2a, whose product is annotated as neuronal pentraxin 2a. NCBI's taxonomy places the organism in Eukaryota, Metazoa, Chordata, Actinopteri, Osmeriformes, Osmeridae. The record is from RefSeq and is a predicted model, not a curated record. The transcript is spliced from 5 exons. Bases 464 to 1795 code for a protein of 443 amino acids.